GUUGCAGUCAGAGCUACAAUCGCACAGAUAGGGUUGCUAAAGCCACUAAUUGGACUGUAAAGUUCAUGAGUCAUGGACUCUACCAUGUAAUCUGUUCAAUGUCUGGAACAUUGCCACUUGAUGAUGCCAACACCUGAGUUGUUUGGGUCACAUGUCUUGAGGUGUGAAUGCCUGUAAAACAGACGAGUCCGUAAAGGAACCUAUUAGUGCGAUUGCUCCUAAAUGAACCCGAUACUUUCAACCCAUGUUCAAAUCUGACAGAGCACUCUGCGGGAGAGAUAAAAUGUCUUUAGGAAUUGAGAGAAGUCCAUUUGGCUGCUCACCAGACAUAGACCUUUUAUAAGGAGGUCUAAAUCACUCGUUCCAUAAGCUUUUUGAAGGUCUUCCAAGUCUUUUCUUGAACUGUAGCUGCUUUUACCCUCAUUUUCUGUCCAGUACUUGUACCUGAAUGUUUAAGGGGAAUUCAUUAGAUUUUUUAAGCCCUCUGGCCUAACCAGUCUGCUUAAUUUGAACUAAGACGAGCCACCUAUGAAAACCAUUAACCAAAAAUAAAACAAGAGGAAAACAUGACCAAGCAUCACCAAGGGAAUCUCAAAAGAGCUAUUGGGAUCCUGUUUCACUAGUUUAAUGAUUUUUGUUUGUUUUUUUUUGCUUUGCCUGGUGACAUAAUCAGAGGUCAGAUACCAGAAUUAUGUCACAAAAUGUACUUAAAAUGUGAUUGAGCGUAGAAAGAUUCCUUUUAACAAUUCGUACCCAACUUCCUGUCUGUGGAGUUUUUCAAAAGGUGGAAAAAUGGGUCCAAUCUUUGUCAUUUGAAGUGGCUUUUUUUGUUUGAUUCUAAGAGCUGAUAACAGAUACUGCAAUAUCCCCCCUUAGAAGGAAUAUUCAGGUGAAUUGAGCAUAUUACAGUCCAAUUCACCCGAAAUGUUUUCCGCUAUGCGCCUCUCUGCUUUGCCGAACGUCCCGCCAUAGAAUUCCACGUGGGAAUCACAUGAAAUCCCUCAGCGCAAAUUGGAGUGUCCGAUAUAGAAAGCAGAAACAGGAGGUUAGGGCACAAAUGAGAAAGCACGAGGACGUUGGUUAUUAGAUUAUAGGUUAGUUUGUAAGGUACCAAGAAGACAACACGAGUCCUGUCCUGACAAAGACAGAAAAAAAAACAGAAACUGGAUCAGAUUUGGAAGAUGAAGUCAAACGCGUCCUUGAACUGGAGUCAGAUUCACAGCUUUGGUGAAAGGAUUGUCUGUUUUUGUUUUCUGGGGGUGUGUAUAGCCGAGGGGGUCGAGGAGGAGACGAAGCACUGAGUUGUUGUUCUGGUCUCCAUGACGACACCCCACUACCACCUCCCUCCUUUGUCUUUUCUCACCCCUAGACUCCCAUUCAUCCCCAUUGUAGUAGCUGAGUUGUGUUGCCCUGAGAAACCACAGGGGACUCUUGGGAAUGUGGCGCCUGUGUGCGGACGUCAACUCGACAUUGCAAAGAGCAAGAAAAUAUUCAGCAUGUUGCAUGUUUUUAAUCAUUUCCUCUUUAGCUUUAAUGUAAAACUAGCAUGUUGUGGAUCUGUGCAAAUACUUGGCCUCCUCUUUGAUGCUUCCUGAAUGCUGGAGACUCGAGGCCUGGUAUGGAAGGUGGCGUAGUUGGCCUUUAUCAGGCUGAGAACACACUCUGGGCCAAUACGCUUAUGGAUUCUCAUGAAAAAGUCUCCCAUAAGACGGAAGAAUGGGCUCAGCUAUGUCCUGCGCUGCCGACAGUACACAGCCUUUCAACAGAGCGCACAGUGCCAACAUUUUAACAAUGCUGUCUCUCUUCUUUUCAUGGCUGCUUGGCCUCCAAGAUAGAUUCCCUCAGGAGUAAAGUGGACUUGUUGCGUCUUCCGUUGGUCCUUUCCACAAAGUCCAUCAGCAACCGCAAGAGCCAAUUGGGCGUGGUGUGGGAGAAAGGCGGCGGCUCGGGGACGGGAGUGGCACGGAAACUCCGCCCACCGCUGGCCUCCGACAUGGACAACGAGUCAAUGUAUUCGGGAUAUUCCUACAAGUCGUCCCACUCGCGUACCUCCCGCAAAAACAGGGAGAGAAGGGACCGGCAUCGCUUGAAGAAUCGGGAUGGCUCAAUCCGUGGAGAUAAGUCUGUGAUGAUCCAGGCCCCGGGCGAGCCGCUGCUGGAUCCUGAGUCCACCGUAGCAGACGACCGGGACGACAACUGGGGUGAGACCACCACCGUGGUCACCGGGACUUCUGUGGACAGUAUCUCCAAUGAAGAUCUGACUCGGAUCUCUAAGGACUUGGAGGACUCUUUGCCUCUCGACUGUCGCCGUUACAUCAGCCCCGUUCUAGGAGCCAUUUUGGGGCUCAUUUCUGUAAUCACUCCCUUGGCUUUCCUCGCCCUUCCACAGCUCCUUUGGCGGGACACAUUGGACCCUUGUGGAACGCCAUGUGAGGGCCUUUACAUCUCUCUGGCUUUCAAACUCCUGAUCCUCCUCAUCUCCACGUGGGCGUUGUUCCUCCGCCCAUCCAGGGCCACUCUGCCACGCUUCUUUGUCUUCCGCUGUCUGCUCCUGGCGCUGGUCUUUCUCUUCGUUGCGUCUUAUUGGCUCUUCUACGGCGUCCGGGUCCUGGAGCCCCACGAGACGGACUACAGGGGGAUCGUGGGAUAUGCCGCAUCUCUGGUGGAUGCACUGCUGUUCAUUCAGUAUCUGGCUCUGGUUCUGCUGGAGGUCCGACACCUGCGGCCCGCUUUCUGUCUGAAGGUGGUCAGGACCGCUGAUGGAGUCAGUCGGUUCUACAACGUGGGGCAUCUUAGCAUCCAGAGGGCAGGAGUGUGGGUUCUGGACCAGUACUACAGCGACUUCCCAGUCUAUAACCCAGCAUUGCUUAACCUCCCCAAGUCCAUCCUUACCAAGAAGAUGUCCUCCUUCAAAGUCUACAACCUGGAAGAAGAGAACACCAACAACUCCACAGGCCAGUCCAGAGCCAUGAUAGCAGCCGCCGCUCGGAGAAGAGACAACUCCCAUAACGAGUACUACUACGAGGAGGCAGAGGUGGAGAGGAGGCUCCGCAAACGCAGGGCCAGGCUGGUAGUGGCAGUAGAAGAAGCCUUCACCCACAUCAAGCGUCACCAGGAUGACGACACGCCCACAUCGUCUCCCAAACACCCACGGGAGGUGAUGGACCCCAGGGAGGCCGCCCAGGCUAUCUUCGCCCCCAUGGCCCGGGCCAUGCAGAAGUACCUGCGGGCCACCAGGCAGCAGUCCUAUCACACCAUGGAGAGCAUCAUCAACCAUCUGCAGUUCUGCAUCACGCACAACAUGACACCUAAGGCCUUCUUAGAGCGCUACCUCAGCCCUGGUCCCACCCUCCAGUAUCUGGACAACAACAGGGGGCGCCAGUGGACACUAGUGAGCGAGGAGGCGGUGACGGCCUCCUUGCGCCAAGGCCAGGUCUUCUGUCUGAAGCGCCUCGACUUCGCCUUGGUCGUCAAGGUGAUGCCCCUCCCUUUCCUGCGCCUAGCCGAGGAGUUUAUCGACCCAAAAAGUCACAAGUUUGUCAUGAAGCUCCAGUCAGAGACGUCUGUGUAGCAGAACGGAUGCAGCUGGACAGAAGGAAAGGGGAAGUUGAAAGAUACUUCUUAUCGAGGGCAUGGUUUUUGUUUUAUAUACCUUGUAGUAUUACAGUGUUAUUUUACAUGGUUUUUUAUUAUUAUUAUUUGUCCAAAUACAAAGCCAUAAAACAUACGGCCAUGAUAAAGAAAGAUGAAGUCGUAGUCCUUUAUAUUAGUUUAAAGAAAGAAAGAUAUAGACACUUCUCUAUCUGACUGCUGCGGGGGAAGUAUCAGUCUAACACUUCGUUCUUCUCUAAACAAAUGUCAUACACAACAACAUGUAUUCUUUAGGCUUUGCUCCAGAUCCAGCCGUGCUUUUUGCUUUUCUCUUGUUUUUUAUUUAACAUGACCCUUCGUACCACCACAGCACUCUGCUAAAAAAUCUUUUAUUUUUACCAGAGUAUUAGGCUUUUAGAUAAGACUAUUUUGCUGAACAAAUCUUGGUUUCUAUUUCUUCAGUAGUUGUUUUUUUAGUACAACUCAAAUUGUAACCUUAUAAAGCAGAAUCAAGUGAAAUGAUAUUUUAACCUUUCCUGAGUCUUAUAACAAAAUGAUACGAUCCGAAACCAAAAACAACUGAAUUAUUUUUAGACUGCGGUAGAAGGUUCUGCUUCCUUGAAAUGGCAGACGAAGAUAAAAAAAUACUUCGCUUUUACAGGGAAGUGUAUCAACUGUCUUUCUCGUGACAGACAAGAGGAACAAUUUUGAUGUGAAAAAUGUAUUAAUUGCUUUGUUUGGAACGUGGUUUUUGUUCAUAGAAAGGUAGUGGCUUCCAGUGAGUAAUAACACACUCUGUCAUUUUUUUCCCCACAUUGUACGCUAUGUAUACCACGGCUGCAUCUACAAGCUCCCAUGUGAAACUUUUCUUUUUUUAAGGAAUGUUGCAGCUUUACUUGGACAUGAGGGUACAAAAAUUCUGGACUCCGUCUUUUAAAGGGCUUUGGUUAAUGGUACAGAUUUGUUUUUGUGUGUGUGGAGUAUGCUGCAUAAGACAGCAGUCACAAGCCACAAGAAUUACCGUGUAUAGAAAUCAGCUGAUGGAACUUAACCUGACAGUGAAGCUGUCUCUGUUUGGAAAAUGUGGAUUUAGAGUUCACGGUACGCUGAGUAGUUUGUUUAUUUACUGGCACAUAGGAACUUUUCUCGAAUUUUCUACACCGACUGUUGUUACCUGAAGAUAAUACUUGCAAGUAUUCCACACAAAUAUGUUUUUAAAAAGUACAUUUUAGUGAUAAGCCAAGUGUGUCAUGUCAGAGGAAAGUCCCUUCAAAGACACAAGCUUAUGUGCACAUGCCUGGUUAACCAUCUCUGCCAACCACAAUCUCUGUUGGGUUCGCUUGAUCAUGCCGUGAUUUGAUGUCUUUUUGUUUAGUGCAACACAUAUUUUGGAGAGCUAAACCUCUGAGAAAUGCCCAAAAUGUACUUUGAAGUUGCCUUUUGUUUUUUUACACAUUUUGCUAAAUGUAUGCUAAACAGAGGCAUGUUGGCAUCCACUCGUGAACUCACCAACUACAUUCACUACAUUGUUAUACGGUACACUUCGUUACGCUUUGUUUGAUUUUUCUUUCUGAAGUUAACACGUAGAUCUGUGGAUCUCUGAAAGGUCAUGGACUGACUGAUCGUACUGCUGGUUGCAGUAUAAGACAAUAGUUUAUUUCUCUCUGUUUUGUGAACUCAAACACUAAAAGCCUUAACAAACACUUCAACGUACGUUAAUGUAGACCUCAAAGAAGAACCUCCUGCUCAUGCUGUUUUCUACUCAACUGAACCACUUGGAGAAAAUCUCUUUUUACUGGUCACUGCAGCUAAUUAGAGAAGACGAAAAUCACCAAAAACGAAAGGAUAAAAUGAAUUCUCACCAGAAUAUCUAGGCAGUUUUUUUUUUUUUAUCUUUGCUGUUCCAUGACAAACCAAUGGAACAGGGAAAAUGGCACAUCACCCCACCCUGUGAACGCAAGGAGUGCUUUAUAAAAAAAUUACAGAACUGUUGUCAGCGGUUACUUGUCGCCUGCUUCUCUUGCACGCAAAUGCCAUCACAGGGUAUGUCUGUGAAUUAUGCAAAUGGACUUAAAAAAGAAGAAAUGUUUCAGAACUAUAAUCUCAAAAUAUCGUUUUAAGUGUGAUGUUGAACUGCAAGAGCAUUUAUUAGGUCUGACUGGAUUCCCUAGUGAAUUAAACUACAUUCUGACUUGGAGAUAUGCUCUAGGGUUAAAAUUGAAUCCAAAGACACAAGCAGGGGUAUAAUUAGUACUGCAGUGGAAUAACUUUGAGUUGUUAAAAAAAAAAAUUCUUACAAAAAUUACGCAUUGAAACAAAAAUUUACAUUUUCAUUUUGACUUCCUCUCAAACUAGUUCUUCUCAAGCUAUUGAGAAAUAAUGACAAUCUUCCUCUACUAGAAGUUCAGGUAUGACGAAAGCAACUGGAGUGGGCUGAGAGAAGAGGAAGUGUGAUAUUGGUGCUAUUGGUUUCAUGACAACAGCAGUUUAAACUCAGCAUGUCAAGACUUCAGUAAUGCUACUUGCUUUCUUGUAUUACUGUUGGUAUUUGGAUAACAAAGCCAAGCUCUCUCAAAUUCAAAUAUGGAUUACAUGUAAAGUGCUUAAACCUUAUAAAAGCCUCUGAAAGGUUUGUUUUAAUAAGCUAACUGAUCAAUAAAUAGUUGACUCUGUGUUUUGUAGUCAGGAGUAAUAAGCUGUUGGAUAUUACCGGAGGCCACUGCAGGCCUCUCACACAUCUGUCCAUACAUUUAAAUAGUGAAAUAUGUGUACUUACAUUAUUCUACAUCUUGAAGGUGCAUAAUGCCGUCUGACUUCAACUUUUUUAGCCUCUUUUACAUCUGCUAAAAAUGCUAAUAUCUUCGAAGGACAUUGUUAUCAGAAACUAUUUUUUUGUACUCUUAUGCUUCCAGUUGAUGCCAACGCUUUAUAAUAAAUGAUCACAUUUUUAAAUGUCA
Poecilia latipinna (sailfin molly) is the source of this 6548-nucleotide messenger RNA. RefSeq names its product vang-like protein 2. The coding region runs from base 1994 to 3571 and encodes 525 amino acids. The record is from RefSeq and is a predicted model, not a curated record. Lineage: Eukaryota; Metazoa; Chordata; Actinopteri; Cyprinodontiformes; Poeciliidae. Gene Ontology annotation, biological process: multicellular organism development. The transcript is spliced from 8 exons. Gene Ontology annotation, cellular component: membrane.